GACAGAUUACUUCAACGGAGUUCGAGAGACAGAUCGAGAAAGAUUUCAAGGCGCUGUUCGAGGCGAAAUAUCGUGUGUGCAAUGGCAGCGAACGAAGUCUUGACGCUUAGUAGUUUGAUAAAAAAGGACUUAAACGAGGCUUACUUUCUUCCUGCCUGGCCGUCCACAUACUCAUCAAAAGACUACAGGUUCCUCAACGAUAAAAAAUAUCGAGUUUUCGACUACCCUCCGCCUUCGCAGACGUUUCUCGAGUAUCAGUUCCCGAUGAGAAAUCUCGCGACGGCUGGUAGUGAGGUCCCGAUACUCAUGGACAGGCAGCCAGACAAAAACCUCACCGCGCACUGGAAAAAAUGGCUGCCCGCGUUUGCGCCGGCGACGAUCAAGACUAUUGAAGAGGGGUUAAGCGAUAAUGUCCCUGUUGUCACUACCGGAGCGAUGCAGGGCAUGUCUGAAAACAAACACUCUGUCAAUCCUGACACGCAUUACAGACUACAACUGAAAAGCACGAUUCCUGAAAUUAACGUGUGCUCCCCGCCGAGGAUCAACGUCUCUAGUCUGUCUUUUCCGUGCUUGAUGAAGAUUGACCAGUCUUGGUCUGGCCGUGGUACACAAAUCGCUAACGACCUCGAGCAUCUCCAAGCCAUACUCUCUGAAGUCAUCGACAAAGCCGAGUGGAAAGAGGGGUUCGUUCUACAAGAAUGCCUGAGCGCAAUCGUGGACGUGCCCAGCUACCAGUUCUAUGUAUCUAAGAGCGGAGAAGUGACAUGGGUCGGAACAACAGUCGGAGGGUUCACCGGGUUCCAAUGGUCUUCUGCUAUCGUCGAAUGGGAGGACCAGGAUCGCCUUAAGGACAUGGUCUACGACGACUUUGUCAUCCCGGUGAAAGACUACCUGCACGAGAACGGUUACUUUGGUCUCGUCACCAUCGAGGUGAUCUUCACAGAGGACGGUGGGCGUUACCUAUGCGAUCUCAACCCCAGGGUCGGCGGCGAUACCACCCAUCUUCUUCUCGCCCCUUACAUGGCUCAGUUUGGAUUCACAAAAUCUAGUCUGUCGCUCAUGAAGAAAUUCAACUGCUCCAGCGAAGAACUGAUUGCCAAAGCGAAUGAUAUAAAUAACACUGGGAGCAUAAACGGCAACACAGACUCCGGCCGGGUUAUUGUCCUCUCUGUGGCGGAUGUGGUGGAGGGAUGCCAAGCGGACGUGACCGUGUUCGCGAAAUCAAAAAGUGAAAUGCAAAUGCUGUUUGACGAAUUGAACUCUUUAAAAAAUAAGGCUGCACCGAAUAGCUAGCAUUACACCGCAGUAUUGUACUUUUCAUUCCGAAAGAAAAAGAGUAACAUGAACGACCCACAGACAGUUCUCCCUAUGAUACGCUGCUAUUAGGCAAUAUAGUGUAUAUUAUUAUAUGAUAUUUAUAUAAGUUCAAUAUUGUAUCAUUUGCACGUUUUGCGACGUGCUUAUUGCAAGCAUAUUUUUUCAAUAAAAACGUUGAACCGUAA
This is a messenger RNA of Nematostella vectensis (starlet sea anemone), 1502 nucleotides long. RefSeq lists its product as uncharacterized. Gene Ontology annotation, molecular function: metal ion binding; ATP binding. The record is from RefSeq and is a predicted model, not a curated record. The coding region runs from base 82 to 1293 and encodes 403 amino acids. NCBI's taxonomy places the organism in Eukaryota, Metazoa, Cnidaria, Anthozoa, Actiniaria, Edwardsiidae. The transcript has a single exon.